AAGCGCACUUGCCGAGGUUUUGCAGGGUGUUUGCCACUUCCAGAUGAUCGUCACCCAGCUUCUCGUCCUGAAUCUUGAGCGCUCGUCGAUAGAAUACCUCAGCCUCCUGCGUCUGCCCUGCCUCGUACGCGCACGUCCCGAGGGUAUUCAGGGUGCUUGCCACGGCCGGAUGAUCGCCCCCCAGCUUGUGUUCCUCAAUCUUGAGCACUCUUCGAUAUAAUACCUCGGCCUCCUCCGCCCUCCCUGCCUCGUGAGCACACUUCCCGAGCAUCUGCAGGGUGCGUACCACCUUCGGGUGAUCGUCGCCCAGUGUCUCUUCCUCAAUUUUGAGCGCUCGUCGAUACAGAAUGCCUCGGCCUCCUCCGCUCUCCCUGCCUCGUAAGCGCACGUCCCGAGGUUGUGUAGGGUGGUUGCCACGUCCGGAUGAUGUCUGUCGCCCAGCUUAUUUUGCUGAAUCUCGAGCGUUCGGCGAUGAUACCCCUCGGCCUCCUCUAUCCUCCCUGCCUCGCAAACGCAUUUGCCGAGGUUGUGCAGGGUGCUCGCCACGUCCGGAUGAUCGUCACCCAGCUUCUCUUCCCGGAUUUGGAGCGCUCGUCGAUAAAACUCCCCGGCCUCCUCCAGCCUGCCUGCCUCGUAAGCACACGUCCCAAGGCUGUGCAACGUGUUUGCCACCUUCGGAUGAUCGUCGCCCUUAUUCUCAUGAAUCUCGAGCGCUCGUCGAUA
This is a messenger RNA of Ectocarpus sp. CCAP 1310/34, 723 nucleotides long. Lineage: Eukaryota; Phaeophyceae; Ectocarpales; Ectocarpaceae. The record is from the annotation of a GenBank genome assembly.